AUGGGUGAUUUUGAUCAUCUUUAUCAGCAAGGGGGUCUUUACCUCUCCCCCGGCCAACAUGACUUGCUCCUCGCCGCCCUUUCAUCGAAUACCCCGGCUCAGAAGCAGCUCAACCGCACCCCACAACUUAAGCCUGACCACAGCCCCGACGGCACCUCCUCAAAUGACAUCAGUGCUCCUCCCUCAGGAAGCUUCGAUGACUCCAUUAAUGCAUUUGGUUUCGGUGAGGACGAGAGUCCCUUCCUUGACUUCAAUCCUGAGGUAGACUUUGAUUUCCCCGGCUCGGAAAGCUUGAUCGGGGAUCUUCCAAGCAGCACGUCGGGCCAGGACUAUGAACUGGGAGAGAAGCGCAAAUCUAUCGAUGGCCUAGCCGAUGAAGAGAACGAGGAUACGGGAAAGAAGCGCCGUGAGAGUGAGGCUAAAAAGCCAGGUCGCAAGCCACUGACUUCAGAACCCACCACAAAGCGUAAAGCCCAAAACCGUGCUGCGCAGCGGGCUUUCCGUGAGCGAAAAGAGAAACACUUGAAGGACUUGGAGACCAAGGUGGAGGAACUGCAAAGCGCCUCUGAUUCAGCUUCCCAAGAAAAUGGAAUGUUACGUGCUCAAGUGGAGCGCUUGCAAGUAGAACUACGUGAGUACCGCAAGCGACUCUCGUGGAUGAGUAACGGCAAUGGCCUUUCUGCAGUGAGUGCCAUUCCGGCCAGUCAGUCACGAGGAUCGUAUGGCCUGCAAAACAACGAGUUCAUGUUUGAUUUCCCCAAAUUUGGUGACCUUCCUGGCUCCAUCCUAUUCCCCAGUCAGACGGGUAAAAAUGAUCAGUUCAAGCUCAAUGGCGACACGCAUCGGGCUCCAGGGGUUUUGGCUCGUGUCGGGUCUCAAGCUGGGUCGAUCAAAUCUAACGCCAGCACUCCAACUGGCAUUGAAACCACCAGAUCGGCCAACACGUUGAAUGGCACUCCCAGCGGCAACUCUGGUUCUGUCAAGACCCCCAAUAACCACAAGCAAUCAGAGUCGAGCCAUGAAACUUCUACUUCGGAAUCACCAUCUUCGUCAUCCGACUCACACCAGAGCCAAAUGCUUUCAUCCAAUGGAACAUCACCGGAGCCUAGCUUGAACUCUUCCCCGAGUACAAAGCUAAAUGAGUCCGCAUGCAGUAUCCACGGCGGUACAAAUGGUGAGGAAUCCUUCUGUGCAAAACUGGGCAUGGCCUGCGGCAGCAUCAAUAACCCCAUACCAGCAGCCAAACCCGGCAGUAACUUCAAAGAUCAGUCGGGCCCCUCCGAUAAUGCCAUUGGAUUCGAUUGGCUUGCGCAGCAAAAUGGCGGUCAAUUUGACCCAGUACUCUUUGGGGAGUGGCGGGAGCCGCAGGAAGCUGUCCUCUCCCAGGACUUUGGUUCUUUCUUCAAUGAUGCUUUCCCUCUACCAGAUCUGGGUAGUCCAUCUCACAAUCUAUCCGAGGCAACUCAGCAGCCGAAGAAGGAUUUGAUAAGCCUGAUCGACAGUAAAUUGGAGGAGGAAGUUGUACCGGGCGAGGACCAAAGCCAGAUGCUGUCUUGCACUAAGAUAUGGGACCGUCUUCAAUCUAUGGAGAAAUUCCGCAAUGGUGAGAUCGACGUCGACUCCCUCUGUUCCGAACUUCGCACCAAGGCUCGUUGUUCCGAGGGUGGUGUGGUUGUCAACCAGCAAGAUGUCGAAGAAAUCGUGGGCCGCGCAAAAUAG
This is a messenger RNA of Penicillium taxi, 1719 nucleotides long. It is a transcript of the gene yap1, whose product is annotated as putative bZIP transcription factor AP-1/Yap1. Gene Ontology annotation, cellular component: RNA polymerase II transcription regulator complex. Lineage: Eukaryota; Fungi; Ascomycota; Eurotiomycetes; Eurotiales; Aspergillaceae. The record is from RefSeq and is a predicted model, not a curated record. Gene Ontology annotation, molecular function: DNA-binding transcription activator activity, RNA polymerase II-specific; transcription cis-regulatory region binding. The transcript is spliced from 3 exons. The coding region runs from base 1 to 1719 and encodes 572 amino acids.